Cuscuta epithymum is the source of this 1620-nucleotide messenger RNA. Lineage: Eukaryota; Viridiplantae; Streptophyta; Magnoliopsida; Solanales; Convolvulaceae. The record is from the annotation of a GenBank genome assembly.
CGUUAUUUUCCCUAUCGCACACUCCAAAACCAAUAGGAAAUAUCUGUCUAUUUCCAUCAAGACCACACGCAGUCAAAAGUGUUCCCCUAAAUGUUGCUUUCAUGAACGACCCAUCAACUAUUAUAACCGGCCGACACCACUGCCACCCACUACUCCAUGCUGCCAAUGACAUGAAAAAAUAUUUGAAAUUCUGCUCAUUGUCUGUCUCCAGUGCUAUAUGUGAUUCUGGAUUAGCUUUUAAUAGCAUAUAGCACAACCCGGGAAGCUUCCUAUAAGACUCAAAAUCAGAUCCGGUUAAUGCUCGCAGCGCACACUCCUUCCCCCUCCAUGCUUUUUGGCUCAUAUCACUAUCAACAACAGCAGGUGUAAAUGCCUCAUCAAUAAGGUUUAUUUUUGUGUGUGUAGAUAUUCCUUUGUGUUUGCAUGCACUUGAGAAGUCAAGGUUGUAAAACUCUUGAGCCACUUGAUCUUGAAAUAGAAAAAACUUGCAAACACAUUCGGAAGGAGCAAAAAGCCACAAAGAUGAUGUCCACACUAAACGAGAGGAGGAGGCCUGUGGUUGCCACCACUCCCUCAUGUAUCGUCCUAAGCGAGGCGGCCCGGGACUAUGAAAUGAAAAAUAGCUACUUCAAUGCUAUGACUCAAUUUCAUGGUGUUCCGGGGGAGAAUCCACUAAACUUCAUCACCGAGUUCUAUGGAUUCAUCCAAGGAAUCUCUAGGCAUGGUCUCACCGAGGAUGAUCUUAAACUCAAAAGCUUUCCCUAUACCUUGAAAGGGGAGCAAGGGGAUGGUUCUUGGAGCAAGCACCGGCAACCUUUACAACGUGGGAAGGUAUCUAUAAUGCUUUCAUCUCCAAGUAUUAUACACCCACAAUGACUCAAGAGCUAAGACAACGAAUCUUCAACUUCAAACAACAAGUUGGAGAACUAUUUCAAGACGCAUGGAGGCGUUUCAAAGCCUUGUUGAAGGAAUGCCCACAUCACCGCAUUCCUCUUGAUCUUCAAAUUGAUACAUUCUACAAUGGUUUGAACUCUUCAUGCCAAGCCAUUGUAGACAACCGUGUGGAGGGCUAUAUUGGCAACAAAACUGAAACGGAGGCCUUGAGAAUCCUUGAAUCCAUUGCUUCAAAUCCUCAACUACAAGGAGGAGAUGUCAAAUUAGCCGGUGUGAGCGAGAUGUCCAUAGCCCAUGAGUUGGACAGGCGAUUUGCUGAUUUUCAACAAGCCAUGCACAAAGAUCUUCAAGCCUCUAUUCACACGGCUCUACAAGCCGUGAUUGGAGGGGCUAGUCAAGUGGCCAAUGUGGAGAGUAUAGCACAACCGGAAGUGUUGUGCAGGCUGCUUGGUCCAUUUCAAUUUAACAUUGCUUAACCAUCCAAACUGAAGUGGCAACUGCCAUGAUUGUAACUUCACGAGUUGUUGCCGGAUCGAAUACACAUGAACAAGGAGAAAAGACUUACAAUAGAAAGGGCCGGAAGAGUUGUGGUGCUUGGUGUUCCAACAUAUUUUAAUCUCCAGAUGACUCUCUAGAGAGGAAUGUAGAAAGGGAAAUAGGUGAAGAACAAUGAUUAGCAGAUAAAUCAGAUAAAGUAACCAGACUACUGGAGACACUGAGUUUGUG